This is a messenger RNA of Rubroshorea leprosula, 1854 nucleotides long. NCBI's taxonomy places the organism in Eukaryota, Viridiplantae, Streptophyta, Magnoliopsida, Malvales, Dipterocarpaceae. The record is from the annotation of a GenBank genome assembly.
UUCUUUGAUUCUACUAAAUCAAGAAGAAGAAGAAGAAGAAGAAGAAGAAGAUACGUAAACAACAAUGUCAGUAAUGAAUUCCACUGCCAUCACUCCUCAAGUAGCUGUGUCCUUCUCUGCAAUCCCGCCUUCAAGUAAUAAUCUUUCCUUUUUGCUUCGGAGAAACUUUAAUUUUAAUUCGAUAAAGCGGGUUUCAUGGAGAAGAAGAAGCAGGAAUUUCUCUCUUUUACGUGUGGCGGCUCCACCAUCAUCAGCUCCCUCUUCUGAUGAGCAACGGUUGGAGCAAGAAGAGGGUCCUAUUCAAGCGGGAGAGGUUGGUGAAGAACAGGAAGAGUAUAGAGUUGGGGAUGAGUUUGGUGAGGAGAGCUCUGGGUCUAAGUUUUCAUGGAGGGAUCAUUGGUAUCCGGUUUCUUUGGUUGAGGACUUGGACCCUCAACUGCCUACACCGUUCCAGCUUCUGGGUAGAGAAUUGGUUCUUUGGUUUGACAAAAACAACAAUGAGUGGGUUGCUUUUGAUGAUAAAUGCCCACACAGGGUGGCGCCUCUAUCUGAAGGACGAAUAGAUGAAAAUGGGCACUUGCAAUGUUCAUACCACGGAUGGUCUUUUGAUGGGUGUGGGUCCUGCACGCAGAUCCCCCAAGCUUCAACUGAAGGUCCAGAAGCUCGUGCAGUUCAAUCUCCUCGAGCAUGUGCAACCAGGUUUCCUACGAUGGUGUCUCAAGGCUUGCUCUUUGUUUGGCCUGAUGAGAAUGGUUGGGAAAGAGCUAAAGCUACAAAGCCCCUCAUGUUGCCUGAUGACUUUGAAAAACCUGAGUUCUCAACUGUGACCAUUCAGCGUGAUCUGUUCUAUGGCUAUGAUACGCUCAUGGAGAAUGUCUCGGAUCCUUCCCACAUUGAUUUUGCUCAUCACAAGGUUACAGGGAGGAGAGACAGAGCCAAACCUUUGCCAUUUAGGUUAAAGGAUAGUGGCCCCUGGGGCUUUGCUGGGGCAAAUGAUGGAAAUCCACGAAUCAGUGCUAAAUUUGUUGCUCCUUGUUAUUAUAUGAACAAAAUAGAGAUAGACACAAAGCUUCCUAUUGUUGGUGAUCAGAAAUGGAAGAUAUGGAUAUGUUCACUCAACAUACCAAUGGCACCUGGGAAGACCCGUUCUAUUGUUUGUAGUGCUCGUAACUUCUUCCAGUUCAGCAUGCCUGGGCCUGCAUGGUGGCAGGUUGUUCCUCGAUGGUUUGAGCAUUGGACUUCAAAUAAGGUCUAUGAUGGAGACAUGAUUGUGCUUCAAGGCCAAGAGAAGAUCUUCCUUUCCAAGUGCAUGGAGGGUUCUGAUGAUGUUAAUAAGCAGUACACACAGAUCACAUUCACUCCCACCCAAGCAGAUCGCCUUGUCCUUGCAUUUCGAAAUUGGCUGAGACGUCAUGGCAACAGCGAACCCGAAUGGUUUGGCCUCAGCACCAACCAACCUCUGCCAUCAACAGUUCUAUCAAAAUGGGAGAUGUUGGAUCGAUUUGAGCAACACACUAUGAAAUGCUCAUCAUGCAAAGGAGCUUAUGAAGCAUUUCAGAGAUGGCAAAAACUUCUCAUCGGUUCAACCGUGGUAUGCUGUGCAGCAGCUGGGAUCCCCUCAGAGAUACAAUUCCGGGUAGUUUUAGCUGCACUAGCUAUCAUAUGUGCUGCUUUUGCUUAUACAUUACAUGAACUACAAAAGAACUUUGUUUUUGUUGAUUAUGUCCAUGCUAAAAUCGACUAGGGUAUAGCUAAAAAGUUUCAAAACAUCAAUUUUUGAAUGUUAGGACUUAGUGAAGAACACCUUUAAAUGACAUAUACAUGCUUUGAAGCACUUUCCUUUCUAUUCUUAAG